Larimichthys crocea (large yellow croaker) is the source of this 1967-nucleotide messenger RNA. RefSeq names its product glucokinase (hexokinase 4) (gene gck). Gene Ontology annotation, cellular component: cytosol; mitochondrion. Gene Ontology annotation, molecular function: ATP binding; glucokinase activity; mannokinase activity. NCBI's taxonomy places the organism in Eukaryota, Metazoa, Chordata, Actinopteri, Sciaenidae. The transcript has 10 exons. The record is from RefSeq and is a predicted model, not a curated record. Gene Ontology annotation, biological process: regulation of insulin secretion; glycolytic process; glucose metabolic process. Bases 603 to 1967 code for a protein of 454 amino acids.
UUGCUCCAUUUAACAAUUUCGUCCUGGCCACUUAACUCAGUAGUAAGUGUUUUCCAUGGCAGAAGUGGAAACCACUAAGCUUUCAGGUGCAUCUGUUGACAGGUCAGGUGCACCAGGGGAAGAAAUGAUUUUUAUUUCCAGGAACUCUAGUGCCUUCUAGUUUUGUCUUCAGAUACUGAAGUAUCCUAAAACGGUCAGUAAUAAUGACAGUUACAUACAGGAGGUUUUCUUAAUAUUUUUCUUUUUUUUUUUUUUGCCGUAAAAUGUAAUGAUUGAAUGAAGGAUUGGAUGGAGCUGAUGGCACAUCCAGUGCUCGGAUGCGAAUCGACCGGUUUUUUGCCUGCUUUCCAAAACUUUUCAUUUCACAGUUCUACUCCUGGGAAAUACUGCAGAUAUGUAAACCUGUUCGAGACCUGCUGCUGAACAUGAUGUAGUUCAAACGUGUUGGGAAUAUAAUAUAACGUUUGUGCAGCUUCCCAUCAAGAUAUAUCAUUUACGCGUCAUAUACGGACCAAGUAACAUUAUAACAGCAGAAACGUCUGUGAACCUCCACUCCAGAGCACUGAUGGUUGGCAGGACACUUUAAUCCUCGUCGUUAUACGAUGGAUAAGGUAGAGCAGAUCCUGUCAGAGUUCAGGCUGAAUAAGGAAGAACUAAAAGAAGUCAUGAAGAGGAUGCAGCGUGAGAUGGAGAGAGGACUGCGUGUGGAGACGCAUGAAGAGGCCAGUGUCAAAAUGCUUCCAACUUACGUCUGCUCCACCCCUGAGGGAUCAGAGGUGGGUGAUUUCCUGGCUUUGGAUCUUGGGGGUACGAACUUCCGUGUGAUGUUGGUGAAGGUGGGUGAAGAUGACGAGAGGAGCUUUAAGGUGGAGACCAAGAACCAGAUGUACUCUAUUCCUGAGAAUGCCAUGACAGGCACUGCUGAAAUGCUGUUUGACUACAUAGCAGAGUGUAUGUCAGACUUUUUGGACAAACAUCACAUCAAGCACAAGAAGCUUCCUCUGGGUUUCACCUUUUCCUUUCCUGUACGACAUGAGGACAUUGACAAGGGUAUCCUGCUUAACUGGACCAAAGGCUUCAAGGCAUCUGGGGCAGAAGGGAACAAUGUUGUGGGUUUACUCAGAGACGCUAUCAAGAGACGAGGGGACUUUGAGAUGGAUGUUGUUGCCAUGGUGAAUGACACAGUAGCCACCAUGAUUUCCUGCUAUUAUGAGGAUCGCAGCUGUGAAGUGGGAAUGAUUGUUGGUACUGGUUGUAAUGCAUGUUACAUGGAGGAGAUGAGGACUGUGGAGCUGGUAGAAGGGGAGGAGGGCCGGAUGUGUGUGAACACAGAGUGGGGAGCAUUUGGAGACAACGGAGAGCUGGAGGAGUUCAGACUGGAGUAUGACAGAGUGGUGGACGAGUCCUCGAUUAACCCCGGACAUCAGCUUUAUGAGAAGCUGAUCAGCGGGAAGUAUAUGGGUGAGCUGGUCAGGCUUGUUCUGAUGAAGCUAGUGAAUGAAGACCUGCUGUUUAAUGGUGAAGCCUCAGAGAUGCUGAAGACACGUGGCAGCUUUGAGACACGCUAUGUCUCACAGGUGGAGAGUGACUCUGGGGACAGAAAACAAAUCUACAACAUCCUGUCUUCGCUCGGUGUUCUGCCGUCAGAGCUGGACUGUGACAUUGUGCAUCUGGUCUGUGAGAGUGUUUCCACUCGCUCUGCUCAUAUGUGCGGCGCAGGACUCGCUGGAGUGAUCAACCAGAUGCGGGAGCGACGCAGCCAGGAAUUCCUGGAGAUCACAGUGGGUGUUGAUGGAUCUGUCUACAAGCUACACCCAUGUUUCCGUGACAGGUUCCACAAAAUCGUCAGGGACCUUACACCUCACUGUGAGAUCAACUUCAUCCAGUCAGAGGAGGGGAGUGGUCGUGGAGCUGCUCUUAUCUCAGCAGUGGCCUGUAAGAUGGCUGCAUGCAUGCUGAAUCAGUAA